This is a messenger RNA of Hemicordylus capensis (graceful crag lizard), 1392 nucleotides long. RefSeq lists its product as uncharacterized. The record is from RefSeq and is a predicted model, not a curated record. The transcript is spliced from 5 exons. Bases 1 to 1275 code for a protein of 424 amino acids. NCBI's taxonomy places the organism in Eukaryota, Metazoa, Chordata, Lepidosauria, Squamata, Cordylidae.
AUGUACCUCCAUCAUUGUGAGGUCUUACCUGUGUUCACAGAGGACCCCUCCCUCUCAAGGGCUAAACAAGGCUGGGUCACAAAAGGCAUUUAUGAUGCAGGAGUGACUUCAGGAGGGGAGUCCAGGCUGAGCCCAGAAACUGCCAGAGAAGCUCUUGCUCAUUCGGCCACAGGCAGCAUCAUGUUCCUAGAGGACAUAGUCUGGAGUGACAGUGCAUUGGAGCUGCUGCAGCUCUUGGCACAUUCCAUUAAUUUCUGGGUCUUCUUCUGGACUGCUAAAGCCUUAUGGGCUCAUGGCUCCAGGAACAGCUGGAUGAAGAUCCAGGAGAUAUGGACUGCAAUCUUGAGAUUCUUUGGGAAAAAAGAGAAUGCCAGAUACCAAUGGAGGAGGAAACUAAACACAUUAAGCUCUGUGUGGGGUCUCAAGGAUGAAAAAAUCCUGCCCAGUCUGUCAAGCACUUCCUUGGAUUCCCUGUCAUCCUUGAACAGCACUUGGUCCUCUUCCUCAGCAGAAGACAAAACAUUAAAUCUGCUGGAGACAUGCCUCUCCCCAUCUUCUGCCACCCCAUGGGGAGAUGCCAACCACUUUCAGCCUCUUCCCAGACCUCCCGGAGCUGGACUCAAGGAGCUUCGCAGGGAAUCUACAUCCCACAAAAAUGUAAAAUUCAACUUGCUUAAAAAGAAGUUGCAAGGAUUGUGUGGGGGCCCCACACCCCACUCUGAGUCUUUGGCCAAAAUGAUCUCCAGUGUGCCUCGUCUCCACACACCAUCUGACAUUGUGGCUAACACUGUCUCCCUCAAAAACAACAACUAUGAGAAGAUGUUGUCUCCAAGGCACAUCCAGAAAAAGCGAUUUCAAGGACUGUAUGGAAGUCCCACACCCCAUGCUGAGUCUCUGGCCAAACUGAACUCCAGUGUGCCCAGUCUCCAGACACCAUCUGACAUUGUGGCUAACACUGUCUUCCUCAAAAACAGCAGCUGUGGAAAGAAGUGGUCUCCAAGGCAUGAUCAGAAAAAGAGAGCAGAGAUAUCAUUCCUACCCCUGCUGCCCAAAGCUGGUCCAAAAUCCAGGGCACAGUGUGGCAUAUGUUUAGGAUUGGCAGACAAGCCAUUGUCAGGGGAGAUCCAGGAGUCCUAUGUCUCCAAUGAGGUAGAUAGCUACAAAACAAGGGACCAGGUGACACUAUAUGGAACUUCCAUCCAGAAGAAAAUGCUGAAGGCUUUGAAUGAGCAAGAAUCAGAAAUUAAUAUUCCUGAGUGGGAAUAUUGGAACUAAUGAAGCAGUGCAAAUCCUCUCCCAGUUUAUCCCUUUGCUGGGACUAAGCCUAGAAUAUAGAUUUAAGAGUAGUGGUUGUGUUGUUUAUAUUAUGAAAAUAAAUUUGUUGUGCUUGAG